This is a messenger RNA of Puma concolor (puma), 1733 nucleotides long. RefSeq names its product alpha-L-fucosidase 1 (gene FUCA1). The record is from RefSeq and is a predicted model, not a curated record. Gene Ontology annotation, molecular function: alpha-L-fucosidase activity. Lineage: Eukaryota; Metazoa; Chordata; Mammalia; Carnivora; Felidae. Gene Ontology annotation, biological process: fucose metabolic process; glycoside catabolic process. Gene Ontology annotation, cellular component: lysosome.
CGAAAUGAAGUCGCGGGCGGUGGGCGCCGGGCUGGUGCUGCUGCUGCUGCCGGUGCUGCUCCGAGCCGCAUACGUGCGCGGGUUCCGGCCUCAGCCCCGUUAUACCCCGGACUGGCAGAGUCUGGACUCCCGGCCGCUGCCGGAGUGGUUCGACAAGGCCAAGUUCGGGGUGUUCGUGCACUGGGGCGUGUUCUCGGUGCCGGCCUGGGGCAGCGAGUGGUUCUGGUGGCACUGGAAGGGCGAGGGGCUGCCGCAGUACGAGCAGUUCAUGAGCGACAACUACCCGCCCGGCUUCAGCUACGCCGACUUCGGGCCGCAGUUCACCGCGCGCUUCUUCAACCCGGACAGCUGGGCGGAUCUCUUCCAGGCGGCCGGGGCCAAGUACGUAGUCCUGACAACAAAGCAUCACGAAGGCUUCACAAACUGGCCAAGUCCUGUGUCUUGGAACUGGAACUCCAAGGAUGUGGGUCCCCAUCGCGAUUUGGUUGGUGAGUUGGGAAAAGCUGUUCAGAAGAGGAACAUGCGUUAUGGACUCUAUCACUCACUUUUAGAAUGGUUCCACCCACUCUACCUACUUGAUAAGAAAAAUGGCUUCAAAACACAGCAUUUUGUCCAUGCAAAAACAAUGCCAGAACUGUACGACCUUGUUUACAGGUAUGAACCUGACUUGAUUUGGUCUGAUGGAGAGUGGGAAUGUCCUGAUACUUACUGGAACUCUACCGAGUUUCUUUCUUGGCUCUACAAUGAUAGCCCAGUCAAGGAACUGGUUCAGACAGUGAGCUUGGGAGGCAACUACCUUCUCAACAUUGGACCAACUAAAGACGGGCUGAUAGUUCCCAUCUUCCAAGAAAGGCUUCUUGCUGUUGGGAAGUGGCUGAGCAUCAAUGGGGAGGCCAUCUAUUCCUCUAAACCGUGGAGGAAGCAACUGGAGAAGAACACGACGUCUGUGUGGUAUACCUCAAGAGAAACAACUGUUUAUGCCAUUUUCCUGCACUGGCCAGAAAAUGGAGUCUUAAGCCUUGUAUCCCCCAAAACUACCUCGACUACACAGAUAACGAUGCUGGGGAUCCAAAAAGAUCUGAAAUGGUCUACAGAUCCAGAAGGAGGUCUGCUCAUUUAUCUGCCCCAGUUACCACUCCUUACUCUCCCAGUUGACUUUGGUUGGACUAUAAAGCUGGUAGGAGUGGAGUGACCACUGGAGCUCAGGCAGAACUGUCUUCUCUUUGCUGUUUUGAUUUUCCUCUUAUAGCACCAUCGUUGUAAUAAACUACUUCUCUACUCGGAGCUGGAUUUUCCAACACAUUUUAAUCAAAGGAACUGAGUGUCUGUACUGAUGCCUCUGUGGAUCAGGGAUCUGAGAUCCAUGGCUAGCAUUCUCUCUCUGAGCAGAAGGAACUAAUCGGUUAAGCUCUGAGUUCAUCCUUCUCUUCCUAACUCGGGAAAUUCUCUACCCGGGAAACUUCCCUCCAUUCUCUGUGUUCGAAACCUGUUUCCUUACUCAGUGACUUCAGGUAAAGAAUAAGCCAGUCACCCUAUUGCCUGUGGAAGGAGGUGAAAAAGGUUUAGCAAGCUCAACCACAUGCUGUUUACCUAGUGUCAUUUGUCAUCCCCACCCUUCCAAGAGGUGGAGAGCCUGGAAGGGAAAGAAGAGGCUUGCUAGGCUGCUGGUGGUCAGCUCUUUGAAAGUUUCCAAAGCAAACUAGGGACUCAGAAGUCCAGUUUGUUUCCAGAGA